This is a messenger RNA of Branchiostoma floridae (Florida lancelet), 1537 nucleotides long. Its product is annotated as carbohydrate sulfotransferase 10-like. NCBI's taxonomy places the organism in Eukaryota, Metazoa, Chordata, Leptocardii, Amphioxiformes, Branchiostomatidae. Gene Ontology annotation, biological process: carbohydrate biosynthetic process. The coding region runs from base 74 to 1045 and encodes 323 amino acids. Gene Ontology annotation, molecular function: sulfotransferase activity. Gene Ontology annotation, cellular component: membrane. The record is from RefSeq and is a predicted model, not a curated record. The transcript is spliced from 7 exons.
CAUGCACUGUAUACGAAGGUGACAUUUUCUACAUCUGCGACCUCUACAGCUGCAAAAGAUACCUUUACAGGCCAUGAAAUUUUCCAUCGCCUUGCGUGUAGCUGUUGCUGCCACUGUGAUGCUCAUAAUAAUCUACAUUACGUGGGAAACCAGAGUUGACAGUUUUAUCAUGUCUUUACCGGGGAGGCACACUGCCCGGCGAUUGGGAGAAAACACCGUUGGAAACAUACAGCGUAAGAGGAUGACUAUGUUAAAAGAUUACUGCAAAUUAAAAACCCUGAGAAGUCAGGACUUUCCACCGCGGAAUCGGUUUGUCGUCAAUGAGAAAUACAAACUCUUGUACUGCCAAGUCUUUAAAACUGGAAGCACGACGACUUUAACCAUUUUACACAAUCUUGAACACAAUGAGCAAAGGUCUACUCACGACAUGAGAGCAAAGCUCGAAGACCUACCUUUCAAACGCCUGACUGAUUACACUGAUGAGGAAGUUCGUUUGCGUUUAGAGACGUAUUCUAAGCUGCUGAUCGUCCGCAAUCCACUGGAAAGACUGGCGUCAGCAUGGCAAGAUAAGUUCAUCUUUGCCCCAUCAGAAUACUGGAGGGAGAAGUAUCAGUCUAUGUUGGAUACCUUGGCACAAAAUCCAUCAGAUAAACAUGCAACACAUAAAGCUACUGACAACAAGCAAUAUCCACAAGUUCCGUUCAAUGCAUUUAUCAAAGCAGUUGCGACAAACAGGACUGAGUGGGAGGAUCCCCAUUGGCAACUCAUAUCCGAUCUAUGCGCUCCGUGUUUAAUUAAGUAUGACUUUAUAGUGCACACGGAUACCAUUGCACAAGAUUUUCCGCUGUUCUUCGAAAAGGCCGCAAUAGUUGGUCGUGAUGACCUCUUGCCAGAGAACAGACAACAAAAAGCCGACAAGAUGUUCUGGGAGCUUUACAAGCAGAUUCCCAUGGAAGAUCUGCGACGGGUUGAACAGAAGUUUAAUGCGGAUUAUGAAAUGUUUGGAUUUAGCUUUAAUGAUGACAUCAACCGUUUAUUAGAUUAACGACAGUCGCUUUGAAUUUUUCAUAAAAUGUUGCCGUUUUAUUGUGUUUUUUUUUUCAUUGCGAAUGCCAGGCACUGCAAGGCUAUAAUUGAUAAGACUAUAAUCUAUUUAAUGCAUGAAUAUUUAGAAAUAAAAUAGCAAUAGAAAUUGUCUAUAGCCAUUAAUUAGUUACCGGUAUAAACAUGUCUACAAAGGGAUCUUUAUGUUAGUCCCAUUUUCUACCUGUACAACGUAUACUUUUCAUUAGCGCUUUUGUCAUGUAAAUCUACACUAGGCAAUUAUACGCUAUCCAAACUAAUUCAUCUAACAAGAUGGACAUCAACUACUAAGGAAAAUAUUAAGGAAACAAUUAUUGGAAACGUGAGGGAAAAAAACGUUCAUUGCGCCCGUCAAUGAUCAACAUUAUACAUGCCAACAUAAGUUCAUAAUAAACUCCCCGUAUUAAAACUAUGCAAACACCUGGCAUAAUAAGAAUGUCCAGGGGCCAACCCA